This is a messenger RNA of Dictyostelium purpureum, 741 nucleotides long. RefSeq lists its product as uncharacterized. NCBI's taxonomy places the organism in Eukaryota, Evosea, Eumycetozoa, Dictyosteliales, Dictyosteliaceae. The record is from RefSeq and is a predicted model, not a curated record. Gene Ontology annotation, cellular component: membrane. Bases 1 to 741 code for a protein of 246 amino acids. The transcript is spliced from 2 exons.
AUGGUAUCGUUUAAUGGAAAAUUCAAUGAUGAUUUACUACCUAAAACACCAAGAUAUUUAAAAGUUCCUUUAAUAUUUUUUAAUUUAGUUUUAUGGGUUUUAGGAUUAGUUUUAUUAAUUAUAGGUGCUGUUGCUGUAUCAUUUUUUUCCAACCUUAAAGAUUUCAAAGAAGCUGCAGAUACUAAAACAGCCCUAAAUCACCUAACUACAUCAGUGCCAGUUGGUGUUAUGGUUAUUGGUGUAUUUUUUAUUUUAUUUACCUUGUUUGGAUGUUUUGCUGCAUAUAAAGAACGUUUGGUUACAUUGGUAAUCUAUUGCUUUUUAAUGUUAAUUCUUUUAGUUAUUUUAAUUGGUAUGGGUGGAAAAUCCAUUACCUUACAUAAUAAUGAUGUUGUAGCUGUACUCGGUGAUAGUUGGCAAGAUGUUUCUAAUAACCAGAAAAAGAACUCUACAAUUACUAAACUUGAGACAUUUUUAGAAUGCUGUCAAUGGAACUCCACCGUUAGUGUAGAUACUCCCCAAUUUAAAGACCUAUGCCCCAAAGAUGAUGACGGUAAUGCUAAAUACAUUGAUAACUAUUGUGAAACUGAACUACAAAAACAACUAUCUUCAAAUCUCUAUAUCGUUGGUGUUACCUCCAUAGUUAUUGGUGUAAUUGAAUUCUUCUGUAUGCUAUUUUCUUUGUUUUUAAUUAUCCGUAUUUGCAAAUCCCCACGAUCUAAAUAUAAUAGUGAUUAUUAA